This is a messenger RNA of Marmota flaviventris (yellow-bellied marmot), 564 nucleotides long. RefSeq names its product BCL2 like 10 (gene Bcl2l10). Gene Ontology annotation, biological process: release of cytochrome c from mitochondria; intrinsic apoptotic signaling pathway in response to DNA damage; extrinsic apoptotic signaling pathway in absence of ligand. NCBI's taxonomy places the organism in Eukaryota, Metazoa, Chordata, Mammalia, Rodentia, Sciuridae. The record is from RefSeq and is a predicted model, not a curated record. Gene Ontology annotation, cellular component: mitochondrial outer membrane. Gene Ontology annotation, molecular function: BH domain binding.
AUGGCAGACCUGCUGCAGGAGCGCACCGCCGAGCUGCUGACCGACUACCUGGAGUACUGUGCCCGGGAGCCGGGCACCCCCGAGCCGCCGCCGUCCACUCCCGAGGCCGCCCUGUUGCGCUCCGCGGCCGCCCGGUUACAACAGCAAUACGAGCCCUUCUUCUCCCUCUACCGCGGGCACCCAGGUAACCGCGUCGAGCUGAUGGCACAGAUGGCAGAGGCUGUUCUUUCCGACAACCAGGCCCUCAACUGGGGCCGUGUGGUGAUGCUUGUGACCUUCGCAGGGACGCUGCUGGAGAGAAAGCCGCAGGACACCCACGGGCCGCACACCCGGGACCAAGCUGCCCUGGACUGUCAGCGUCUCGUGGACUUGCUCUGUGCUCAGCUCGUGGGGCGGCACCGCGCCUGGCUGGAGGCUCAAGGCGGCUGGGAUGGCUUUUGUGACUUCUUUAGGACACCCUUGCCACUAACGUUUUGGAGAAAUCUUCUGGUCCAGAUUUUUAUGUCGUGCCUUUUAGCAACUAUCUUCAUCUAUUUCUGCAAACGAUUUUAUCGUACUUCCUAA